AUGGCUUAUCCAACUCGGUCGUUAGCUAGUAAAAUGUUCAUUAAUGAUACGUAAGUUUAUUUUGUAGUUUAUGGCGUGAUCUUUGUUUACAGGGAAAAUAUUUUUUGUGUUUUAGUGUAGAAUUUGAAAAAUGACAUGAAGUUUUUUGAACAGGUUUUAAUUUUUAAAUAAAUUCUUACAAAACGAGAAAUGGCAAAAACUUUAUUUACAAAAGAGAAUUGUUUCAUCAUAAACUUCGAAAUAUGCAAAUUAAAAAGUGAGAACUAUAAUAUAACAUAAUGGUACUGUUUUUGCAGUGAAGAAUACAAGAAUUGCGUUCGACAAAAAGCCGCCACUUUUGCCCACGACGUUGUUCUUCGCCGGUUUGAAAGGUAAGAAAUAUUGUUAUGUUACAUUAAAGCAUAAAAUUUCUACUUUUACUGCUACUUUAAAAAGUUAUCGAGUUAAAAAUCCACCCAAAAUUCAGUUGAAAUAUAUAUCUUUUUUAGCUCGGUUAGUGCCAAAUCGCCAAGUACGUCUCAAGAAAAUCCCAACGCGUUAAACGAGAUUAAUGAUCAAGGUAUUACUACUUUUAUUUAAUUUGGCCGGUUCGGGCACAGGGGCCGGCGCGCGGAUAACUGGGCCGCUCGGACAACUAGUCCGAUUCGCCUUAUAGUUGUCCGGGCUAUAUAUUCCUAAUAUUAUCGUAGUAGAUUACAAUUUUAAGUGUUAAAUACCACAGUAAGUUUAAAUUAAAACCUUAUAAUUUUUUCAGAUUUGCGGCAAACGCUGGAUUCCAUCAAGAGAACGUUGGACACGAUCGUAGAUUUAUUGGGAUCAAUAGAAAGAAAAAUGGUAAGAGCUUUUAAUUUUAAAAUUAAAACUAUGUUUAAAAAACUAAAAUAUCUCCUAUGAACUAUUUGUUAACCUUUCAUAUAUAUUACAGCCUUAUCCUUUUUUUGUAAAACUUAAAAGAAGAUUUCUGGGAUCGUGA
Bursaphelenchus okinawaensis is the source of this 973-nucleotide messenger RNA. Lineage: Eukaryota; Metazoa; Nematoda; Chromadorea; Rhabditida; Aphelenchoididae. The record is from the annotation of a GenBank genome assembly.